AUGACAAGAAGAGACGACAAAAAGAAAAAGAUUACUGACAGACCUAUAACACGCUCUCAAAGUAAAUUAACCGAAUUAACUACCAACAUGAUGCGAACACCCCCAGCCCAACAAACCAACCAAGGCCCACCAUUACACGAGAAUGAACAGGAAAAUGCAUCAUCUUCGGUACCACUAAACGAUGCAUCCGAAGCAAUACAAAGUGCUUCCAACACGGUGCACACUAUCCCCACCGAAACGUUACAAGACACUCUUAGCUCGAUUCCACAUAUCUCUAAAAAUGGAACAACACCUAAAUUAACAUUUCAAACACGCCGCGGUAGACCCUCAAAAUCAAAGAAAACUCCAACUAAUCUCAUUCAAAUAAAAGAAAUUUGCCAACAAUUAAAAUCUCUCAACGCAAAUCAAAUUGAUCAAAAUAACCAAUUUAAAUUGCAAAUGCAACAAACGUUUGAACAACACUUGUUAGAAUCAAGGCAACAAAUACAAACAUUAUACAAAGAAAACCGCAGCGAAUUUAAAUCUAUGAGAACAGAAACUUUCCAAUUAAUUACAAAAUUUCGCGAAGAAACAAAUACCGCGAUAAAUGACCUUACACAUAAAUUUUCAGAAUUGCAAUCUAAACAAAUGCAAUCACCCUGGCAUGAUUCGCGAUGGGAAUCCAUCGAUAGGUCGUAUCUUACUUCCGGAGGAAGCUACCCGCAACCUACGUCACUACCUCCCACGUUACCCACAACCACGGUAACAACAACAUGCGCGACAACAAGCGCAACGUCAAGUGCGAGACCAGCUGUGACAACCAACCCCUCCUUACUUACCUUCGAUACCCCUUCUCUUGGAACAUCCUUCCCCACUCGCACACUACAAUUCAAUAAUCAGCCAGAUUAUUUUGGACAAACAUCCACGUUGUUUCCACCCCCGGCCACGAGACCCUCGCGGCCACCAAUGGUUAACCCCAUUGCCCCACCCCAACCAGCACCUAGAAAUACAGUGCCCAAUUUACAUAAAAUAAUUAAAUCAUGGGAACUAAAAUAUCCUGGGAAACUAGAUGCUGAUGCAUUCUUAGACGAAUUCGAACGGAAACUAGCCGCAUCCGCGAUCAAUCCCGAUGACGCGCUAACUACGUUACCGCAAGCUUUCUCAGAAACCGCGUACACUUGGUUCGCGACAUUCCGAACAACCUGGCAAACCUGGGCUGAAUUCUCAGCCAAAUUCAGAAAAACGUUCGGCGAUGCAAACGACGACCAACAAAUUAAUAAUAAAAUCCAACGCGCGAUCCAACAAGAAAACGAAACCGGAAUAGAAUUCGUCAUUAGAAUAAGUGCUCUGUACAAUAAAUUACAAGAAAAAGUACUAGAGAAAAAUCAAUUAGAUAAAAUUUAUUCGGCCCUCCACUCGGAAUUAAUUUUACAAUUCGACCGCGAGAGCUUCUCUUCAUAUGAUCAAUUAAUUGAAAAAAUUCGAAAAUAUGAAGAGAAAAUUGCAACUAUGCAAUUAUCGAAUAAAUUACGAGAAAUCGAGUCAAAGAAAUCGCACAAGUCACGCGGGAAAAACCAGUUGAACGCGAUUGAAACUCAAACGCCACCAACCGAUAAAGAACCGCAGACUACCGCAAAACCGGAAAUAAAAUUGGGAACUGAAACCAAACAAACUAAAAAUAAUAAAAAGCAAAAUAACAAACCGGAAAAUAACUCGAAUAAACUCGAUAUCUAUAAACAACAAAUAAAUAGUCUCGAACAAAAAUUAAAACUCGAGAAUUCAAACACCAAGCAAAAAGCAGAUAAAAACAAAGCCACUGCGGCCCCUGUUCGGGCCACACCUUCGCGCCGUCGAUCUUCUUCUGAUUCUUCUUCUUCCUCCAGCUCUGCUUCGUCGCGAAAGAGGGGAGAGAAACGUAGAUCGUCUACCCGCAAAGAAAAAGACCGCGGUGACACGAAACGGAGUGACGAUAGUCAACCAAGCAGCCACCGGGGCGGAAAACAAAAUGGUAACCGCGGCCGUGGAAACAACUGGCGUGGUUUCGGACGCGGAUAUAAUAACAACUACAAUUAUUAUCCGAACAUACCGCAAUUUCCGCCUAACUUCUACCCAGCUCCGCAACCGCCUCCGCAUCCAGGCUUACAACAGUGGUAUGUCAAAAAACGACCAAGAUGCCAGGAGAGAGUAACUCUUCCUGGCAAAUCAACAAAUUCGAAUAACGAGAAUUCCGUAAACCGCGUUAUAACCGCUUCACCAGAAAUCCCAAGCCGCAGUAAUACGCCCAUAGACUCAACGUGUACUUCUCAAACUGUACCAAUGCUUAAUAAAGCAAGCACCAGUAGAGACUACACUAGUGACUCUGAAAGCGAUUACGACGACGCAGCUUACUCGGAUUCUGAAACAGAGUACCCUGACUCUAGCGAAGAGCUUUCCUCCACCGAUCGGACGCGAUCAGUAGGACCAAGCAUAUCUUCACUAACGUCAUUACCUUUAAUAAAACCAGCCAUAGGCAUAUUAGCCGCGGCUGAAAAAUUGAAGCGACUAGUACGAAAAGGACCAGCCUCGUCCUCUCCAUCUCACUUACGUAAUACAAUUACGACAUUAAUAAAAAUUGGCGGUAAACAAUUUAUGGCUCUCCUCGACACGGGAAGUGAUCGUACUUUCAUGUCCGGAGAAAUUUAUGACAAACUGGAAGAAUUUGCGCGCGUUAAACCAAUACUAGAUGAGGUAACCCGCACAGGCGUACAACUCGCUCAGCGCGACCACAUAGCCACCCCUCGUUAUUCCGUAAAAUUUGAAACGCAAAUAAAUGAUUGCACAGGAGAACUUUGGUUUACAGUUCUCGAUGGGCUUACGACCCCCAUUAUCCUCGGAAUGGACUUCAUAACCGCGUGGAAGGUCACUAUAGAUGCAUCCCGCGGCGAUUGGUCCAUAGAAGGAUCAAAUGUACAAUCCCCCUUAGGCUCGACCGUAAGUAAGCUUAGUCACUUAAACUCAAUUCAGUUAAUUGAGUUGACGGCUGAACAGCGGAAAACUUUAGAUGAAUUUAUAGAAAGAAAAUUGGCUAGCUUCUCCUCUUACACAGGAGUUACAAAUUUAACCAAACAUGUUAUCGAAUUAAUCGAUUCAACACCGUUUAAGUUAAAACCGUACCGCCGCAGUGCGGAAGCUACCAAAAUAAUUAACGAGCAAAUCGAUAAGUAUUUAGAAAAGAAAUUUAUAGUAAAAAGCCAAGGCCGUUAUUGUAGCCCAGUCGUGUUAACUUAUCGAAAAGACGGUAGACCCAGAGUAUGUAUGGAUUACCGAAAAUUAAACAAAAAUACCAAAAAAUCGGCAUAUCCAUUACCGCGGAUGGAUACAAUUCUAGACGCGCUCUCCGAGGCAAAUGUUAUCAGUACCAUCGACCUCACGGAUGCAUUCCACCACAUUCCAAUAGAUCCAAAUUCACGGGAAUAUACUGCCUUUGUAGUACCCGGACGCGGCCAAUUCGAAUGGGUACGGAUGCCCUUUGGUCUCACUAACGCACCAGCAACUUUUCAGGCCUUAACCGAUCGUCUCAAAGAAAAGUUCGUUAAAUACGUGCGCGAUAAUAAUCUACCGGAAAGAUUUACUGAUCAAGUUCAUGCGUAUCUUGAUGAUUGGAUAAUCAUCUCGCGAACUUUUGAAGAACACAUUAUGCUACUAGAUAUUAUAUUUACAAUAUUACAGGAAGCAGGACUUUCUAUUAAUAGAGAAAAAUCUCAUUUCGCUAAGUCUACAGUAGAGUACUUAGGAUUUCUCUUAGAUAAGGAUGGCCUAAAACCAAACCCUAAACGAAUCGAACCGAUUCUUGAACGGUCAACUCCGCGGAAUCGGAAAGAAUUAAGACAAUUCAACGGUUCGGUCAAUUGGUACCACCGACACUUGCGAAAUAUCGCGCGAGUACAGGGACCGCUCAACAAGCUAGCCAGCCCUAAAGUACCAUGGAAUUGGACCGCGGAACAUGAAAAAUCUUUCAUGGAGGUUAAAGAAUCUUUAAGAAAUGCUUUAACUCUUGUUGCCCCGCGUCCUGGGCUACCUUAUCUUCUCUAUACGGAUGCGAGUGAUACCGGUAUCGGUGCAAUCUUGACUCAAAAAGAUGGAGACCGCGAGUAUCUUAUUACCUGCCUAAGCAGACCUUUAAGAGGUGCGGAAUUAAAUUACACCACCACCGAAAAGGAAUGCUUGGCAGUUAUUUUUGCAAUCAGAAAGCUCCGUUGCUACCUUGAAGCCACUGAGUUCACGGUAAUAACGGACCAUUCAAGUUUGAUCUGGUUGCAAGGUGUUAAGGACCCUCGAGGUAGGCUUGCAAGAUGGGCCUUAGAGCUAUCUGCAAACCAAGUCAAGAUUGAACACCGCAAAGGUACUUUAAACGAAGCUCCAGAUACGCUCUCUCGUUUAUACGAAGAUGUACCUGAUGAAGCGCCCCUAUUACGUUCGAAUCACAUUCAUAACCUAUCAUGGUAUGAAAACAUGGUAAAACGCGUACGCGGUAACCCAACACAGUUCGAACGAUAUCGGCUCGAUUCCGAGGAUAAAUUGUAUUAUUUUAAGCCUAAUCAUAUUAAAGAAUGUAUCGGCGAUAAUAACGCCUGGAAAAAGGUGUUAAAAGAAGACGAGAUUAUCCCUAUAAUAAAAGAAUAUCACGACUCACCACAAUCGGCUCACCAAGGUAUUAAUAAAACCUAUCACGCAAUACUUAACCUAUAUUAUUGGCCUGGUAUGCGUGAAGAUGUAAAACGUUAUAUUAACGAGUGUGAAACUUGUCUCAAAUGCAAACCCAAGAAUACUCCUCCACAAGGUCUAAUGUAUCCACGGAAACUGAAAGAACCUUGGGAAAACGUAUCUCUAGACAUCGUAGGCCCUCUUCCGCGGUCAAAAUCCGGUAAGCGAUAUAUAUUAGUCUGUGAAGACACUUAUACUCGGUUCAUAGAUUGCUUCCCCUUAUCUAAAGCUGAUGGACCAAAAAUUGUCAGAGCUCUUAACACCCUCGUAAAUCGAUGGGGAACCCCGAGAAUCUUCAUUACCGACAAUGGAACGGAAUUCGUCAACCGUAACAUCACGAAUUUUAUGUAUAGAGUCGGUUCCGAACAACGUACCACACCGGUAUAUCACCCACAAGCGAACCCAGUAGAACGCGUAAACCGCAAUCUGAAAAUGAUGAUCGCCAGUCUACUAGGUACCGAUCACCGCGAAUGGGACGUACUCUUAGAAGAAAUCCAGUUUGCAUACAACAACACUACACACUCUUCCUUAGGUGUAUCACCCGCGUAUUUUAACCACCUGCGUGAGUUGAGACGCACUGGUAAACAAUCACCUGACGUCACUGACAACGCUACGAUUACCGACGAAACCUCGAAUGUUUGGCUUGAACGAGCAAAACACAUAGACGCACUUCGUACAAAAAUAGAGUUGGAAAUGACCAAAGCUGAUAAGAGACACCGCAAGGUUUAUAAUAAAAAUCGAAAAACCCCGGUAGACUUCGAACUUGGAGAUUUCGUAUUCUACCCUAAUAACGUUUUAUCUAAUGCUGCGCGUAAUUUUAGCUCUAAACUGGCACCCCGUUACAGAGGACCAGCCAAAGUAAUAGAAAAGUUGUCACCCUUGGUAGUCGUCAUUGGCGAUUUGCAAGGCAUAAAAAUUGGCAAAUACCAUGUCAAUGAUCUUAAGCCGGCACGUAAAACUCUUCGGUCGCGAAACAUUCUGUAA
Molecule: messenger RNA, 5706 nt
Organism: Leptopilina boulardi
Lineage: Eukaryota; Metazoa; Arthropoda; Insecta; Hymenoptera; Figitidae
Exons: 2
Coding region: 1-5706 (1901 amino acids)
Biological process (GO): proteolysis; DNA integration
Molecular function (GO): aspartic-type endopeptidase activity; nucleic acid binding
Source: RefSeq, a predicted model, not a curated record